CUCGAUGGCCAGUCUCGAGGAGCGGCAGCGGUGAGCGUGCACGAGCUGCGAACCGCGCGGCUUCGUUUCGCUCUCCGCUCUUUCCCUCACUCUCUCCGUCGCUCCGUGUUUAUUCGGUUGUUCUCGUGGCUCGCGCUUCGUUACGAUCGCGCCGCGCGCUCAGUCGGUGCCAACUCGUCGCGACCUACGACGCACCUGCACCGCCGCCUUCCCCGUCCCGUGGCUCUGCUUCAGCAGCUCAACAGCGAACAUGGGUUGCGCCUCGGGCUGCGUCAGGUGGUUGCUCUUCUUCGUCAAUUUUCUCUUUGCCCUGGGAGGACUGGCGAUCCUAAUAGUCGGAGUUCUGAUCGAAUUGAACAAAGGUGACGUAUUGGCCAUUUUCGAGGGAAAUGUUCCUUCGCAAUUGACGCUACCCGCCACGGUGCUCAUUGCCGUCGGUGCAAUCAUUUUCAUCAUUGCCUUCUUUGGAUGCUGCGGAGCUGCCCGUGAAAGUCACUGCAUGAUCGUUACCUUUGCCGUGUUACUGUUGACUCUGCUUGUCAUCCAAGUAACCAUAGCUGGUUUCGCCUUCAUCAAAAUGAAUGAAGGCACUUUCGACGAGGACUUCAAUAAGCAGUUGAAAAAUCUUUACGAUAGGUACUUCCAAGAUAAGCCAAACGACCACAAAGCUACCGAGGCUACAGUUAACUCCAUCCAAACUUUGAUGGGCUGCUGCGGAUUCAACAGCCCCGCGGAUUUCAGAGGACCGAUGCCUUACUCCUGCUGUGGAAAACCGGAACACGAGACUUGCGCAGUUCCAGAUCAUGACCAUCUAAAUGGAUGUGAAUCGGUCGUUCUUCCUAAAAUACAUAAGUACAUGAAUACUUUGGGAAGCUUAGCCCUUGCUAUUGCAGCAGUCGAGCUAUUUGGUGUCAUUUUCUCCUUCUGCCUAGCUAACUCGAUACGAAAUGUGGAGCGCCGAGGAUACAAAGUCUAAAUUUCUCACAGCUUUCAAACGCAACGAUUUCAUCGAAAACACUUUUUUUUACAUUACCAUCAAUUAUAUGUUAUGCUAAUGUAAACGUCCAGUUUUUCAAGUUAAAAUCGAGAUAUAUUUAUAUAUCAAACAACUCUAAGCUCAUGUUUUUCAAAGUGAAUUGAAACACGUACCUUAUGCGUGAUGCUUACUAUAAAAGCUAUAUUGUAAGACGCCUUCGUAUUUUCUAAGAUAUUUAAAAAGAGCUUUCAUCAACAUUGAAGAUUGUAAUUACUGGCUACAGAUAAUUGUUUAGAUUCACAUACAUUUUAUAUACUUAUUAAAAGUUUUAUACAUUAAUAGCAAAGAAAUUAUUUAUAACGAACAUGUAACGUCUGACCGUACAGUAUAACUUCAUAGUUGAAUAAGGUACAUAAAACUUUACCUCAUUAUUUCAAUUUUAUAUGUAAUCAGCUUGAAUUAAUUGAUCUAUAUACCGGGCUAUUUUUCAUACACAUAUCUUCUUUGGCAUCUAAGUUAUUUAUCGAGUGAGUUUUUAUAAGAAUUUUAUAAUUUGUCAAUUAUCUAAUUUUGUAUGCGCUUUCAUUGAAUCUCUCAAGAGUUGGUUCAAUGCUUAUUUUCUUUUUAAAUCCUUAGAUUUAAGCUUUCUUCUAAACCGCGAAUGUUCGUUAAAUAUUCUAACUGUCAUUGAGCAGAUUUAUAUAAUUACUUGCGUGUGAACAUGUUCGCAGUCAUUAAAAUGUAAUGUUGCAUUUUUCUCGUAAAGCGUAUUAACGAUCACGUUUAUGAAUCUAGUGUUAAUCAACGAAUUUGCACGCUUCAAUAAAAUUAUUUUGUAAAA
Messenger RNA from Phymastichus coffea, 1817 nucleotides. RefSeq names its product tetraspanin-18-like. Bases 251 to 976 code for a protein of 241 amino acids. The record is from RefSeq and is a predicted model, not a curated record. The transcript has 5 exons. Lineage: Eukaryota; Metazoa; Arthropoda; Insecta; Hymenoptera; Eulophidae. Gene Ontology annotation, cellular component: membrane.